AUGCUGAAGUUUACCGUCGUGUUCUGCGCACUGGCCGCUAGUUUGGCCGUCGGACAGGAAGUUCCACGCUAUAUCAAGCAAUGUCGCCGCUCGGACCCGGCCCUGCCCGACUGCCUGAAGGAAGCCCUCCAGCAUCUUCGCCCUUAUCUUUCCAGCGGUAUCCCCGAGAUUAAGCUGCCCUCGGUCGAGCCGUUCGUGAUGGAUCAGCUGUCGCUGCAACUGACCGGCGGACCUCAAGGAUAUCGCAUCAACCUGAAGAACAUGGAAGUGUUCGGUGCGAGCAAUUUCACCGUUCGUUCGAUCAAACUCGCCGAUGGAAACAAACCGUUCGAGGCGCGCUUGACCAUCCCUCGGCUGACGAUCCACGCGAAGUACACGAGCAGCGGCGUGCUGAUCAUCAUUCCGGCGAGCGGCUCCGGUGACUUCGAUGCCGUGUUCGAUGGAGUGACCGCCGACGUCAAGGGUCUGGUGUCGACGAACGAAAAGCCGACCGGCAUGCAUCUGCGCGUCGAGAAGCUCGACCUCAACCUGUCGAUCAAGAAGCCGCGCCUGAGCGUCUCGAAGAUCUUCAACAACAACCGCAUCCUUACGGAAGCCACGAACCUCUUCCUGAAGGAGAACGGACACGAAGUCCUGCGGGCGCUGCAACCCCAGCUGCAGAAGAAGCUUUCGACCGAGUUCGCCGGCAUCGCCAACCAGCUGCUGGACAACGUCCCGAUCCACUUCUUCGUCGUGGACUAAACGGGCCGCGGAGGGUCGGGAAACAGUCGGGUUUGUUUCUUCGGGACGCGGGCAUCAUGUGAUACUGUUGUUUUAGUUUGUAAUAAGCUCAGACGUGGGCCUUUGACUCACCCCCUUAUAAUAACCGCUUUCUUCUUGCUGCUACCGAGCGGGAGAUUUGAGACGCCUUUAAAGAGAAAGACAAUUUGCAAAAACCUUUAUUAAGCACGCAUGAAUAUGGUUUCAAUCAGUAUCGUAUCGGUUCUAGUGCGGGUCGAUUCCUUAUGCAAAAUAAAAUUCUCUACAGUACAAAUAGACCCAACCGGCAGCCGUCUUAAAUAGUAGGCACUG
Messenger RNA from Anopheles coustani, 1071 nucleotides. RefSeq lists its product as uncharacterized. The transcript has 5 exons. Bases 1 to 741 code for a protein of 246 amino acids. Lineage: Eukaryota; Metazoa; Arthropoda; Insecta; Diptera; Culicidae. The record is from RefSeq and is a predicted model, not a curated record.